UUUUUUCCCCGAACAGCAGCUGGAAGCCAUUUGUGUCCAGGUUCCACCAGGACAGAUGAAGGAAGCCGAAAGGCCGAUGCCAUCGUUGGCACCAGCCCAGUCUAAAACUGUAACGUUCAGUCAGUCGGCUGGUAGAAAUUCCAGUGUAUCUGGACUUGGCGUUGCUAAUCCCCCGAUAAUGAGGAUACAGCCAGUAACAGGGACUGAGCAGCAGCAGCUUUCCCUCCAUAGUUCCUCAGAGUCUGCAGUUCAGUUGCUUAUGCAGAGACCUUUAGCACCUCAUGGAUCAGUGUCCGUGACCAAGAUUCCCAAGUGUAAGAUGCUAAAUGGACAGAGAACUACAUGUGCCACAGUAUCAGCUGCAAGGCCUCCAAAUAUUGCCAUGGUUGCAGCCAAUUCAACAAAUUCUCUGAUAUCAUGCCUUGAAAAAAAACAAAAAGGCGAUAAACUGAAAAAAUCUUUGAAAGUGAAAACCCGUUCUGGACGGAUUUCGCGGCCUCCAAAAUAUAAAGCUAAAGAUUAUAAAUUCAUUAAAAUGGAGGACUUGGCUGAUGGUCAUCAGUCUGACUCUGAUGACUACUCAGAACUGAGUAUUGAAGAUGAUGAAGAAGGAAAGGUGAAGGGAAAGGAUGCGUUAUUCAGUUCUUCAAAUUAUAAUCUGAAACCCAAAAUGUUUAAAUGUGAGACUUGUGAAAAAUCCUAUAUAGGAAAAGGAGGAUUAGCAAGACAUUAUAAACUUAAUCCAGGUCAUGGACAACUGGAGUCUUCACCUCAAGAAAUACUGUUAAAUAAACCUAAUGGAAGUAUUUUUGUGGACAAUGCUUGUGGAACAGGAGAGGAAACUAGAAGCCCAGCACGCUCAGAUUUUGUUGCUGUCAUUUUAAAUAAUGAAAAUGAACUAGCUGUUGGCUUGGAAGAAGUGGUUGCCUCACAGGCUGGAGAACAGACCUGCAAGCUUGCAGAAAGCAGGUGCUUGUUGGCAGAGCAGCAAAAUGAGACAAGUUCGGGACCCCGGACACCUGUAACGCCAAAAGGACCUGGAAGACACAGACGGCCUAAGAGAAGAGGCAGACCAAGGAUGGGUGGAAGAUCCCGACGUUCUGGAAGGCUCAGCAGACCUGCUCAGUCUCCCUCCAAGUCCCUCAGUAGCGUGUCAGCAGAGCACAGUGUAUUCAGAAGAAAAGCUAGGUUGAAAGAGCUAAUACAACAAUGCGAUAAUGAAGACUUAAUGGAGCUGGCUCUCCCACGUCUUACAAAGCUUGUAACAGUAUACGAAUUUCUGUUGAUGAAGGUUGAAAAAGGGCAUUCAGCCAGAGCUUACUUCCCAGACGUGUAUAGGGAGUUUGAAGAGCUGCAUAAUAUGGUAAAGAAAAUGGCCUAUGAUUACCUUAGUAAUUCCGAUCUGUUGAGUUGCCAGGAGCCUGUUGAAAUAAAAGAUCUGAAGGUUGCUGAAUCACUAGGACUUACAGAAAUACUCACUGGAGGACAAAAGAUGCAAGGUGUAAACUCUUGUUCACAACAUACAAUUAAAAUGAUUAGUGAGGAAGUGCCUGUGGAGAUACUGGGACAAAAACGGUUAGCUGAGAGCUCAGGGGAGGAACUGUUGCCAUCAGCCAAAAGGACCAAGUUAGAAGACGUAAUGGAGAAUGUGAAUAAUGCUUAUGCCAGUCAAGAUGAAGUGAAGGCAAAGAGUGGAAAUUUGUGUACACUGUUUGAAAAAGAUGGUUUUCAUCCAUUAAAUGGGGAAAUCUUGCUCUCAGAAGAUGGAGAUAUCAUGUGCUGCUCGACGGGAAGCAUAUUACCCACAGCAGAGGCACAUGUUGAUUCAGAAGCUAGAGUCACUGCUGAACAUGCGGGCGCCUUCUCUCCGAUGAUGGAGAUCAGGGCGGAGUAUUCCCAGCCCGCAGCUGUACAGGGAGUGGGUGCUGCAGGUGACACCACUGUGCCAAGCGGCGAGGCUGCGCUGCCGGCGGGAGCAGGUGCCUCCCCAGAAGCAGUUCAGGGACAUCUUGUGGGAGAGGACAGGGCGCCUGGCCUGGCAGCUUCCCACCUCGGCAGCCCUGUAGCGCAGGGUGCGGCGGGCAUGCGGAGCGCCGACUCGCCAGUGGGAGAAGAAGAUGGAAAAUAUCAGCUACAAGAAGAAAAGCAGAACUUUGCAAUUAAAGAACAUCCUGAACUGCUUCACGGUGCUGGUAUCACUGAGACGCAGCAACUGGAAAAAGUUUUUGUACCAAAUGUAGUGCCAAUAAGGCAUCCCCACAGCACUGCUGUCCAGGAUGCCUCCUCCUCUGCUCAUGUGAGCCAUGAAAGCCCUUGUGAAAACAUGUGUGAAUUCCCCUGUGGGACAGGGGAAGCCCGGGAGCUGGAGAAUGCAGCAGUUACUGUAGAUCAAACUGUAGCUUUUGAGAUUACUGAUGAGAGCCAUGACUUUUUGUCUCAGGGACACGAACAGAUUUUUAUUCAGACUACAGAUGGACUUAUUUUGUCUCACCCAGAUCCUGCUGUUUUGUCUCAGGCAGAAGACAUUGUUAUUGUGACUGAUUCCGAUGGCACUACGAUGCACAUUCGCACACCUCAUGGGAUACCUUUGGAAACUGUGGAAGCACUACUGGCAAUAGAAGCACACAGCCAAAGUGAAGAAGUUCUGCUCUCUCAAAGUGAAUUGGAGCCAUAAAUUAGAAAACGGUAUAUGCUUUCUUCUGGAAAAAGGCUGGCUAUAUAAAAUGUAUAUUUUUCUAAUGUGAAUACUGAAAUAAUUGAAAUUUAACUUAUUUGUAAACUGUUUCUAUGCCCUGUCCUUUUUAUAACUUAUGUUUAUAUAAAUUUAGUAACAUUGCAACCAAAAAUUAUAGACAUAACAAGAUUCUAUUUGCUCUUCUAUGUAUUGGGGUAGGGGAAGAUGGAAAUCUGUCAACCUCAAAACUGUUGCACUAUUCCCUUUUGUUACAUAGUCCCUUUUCUCUUUAGCCAUCCAAAAUGCAGUAAACUACUGCUUUUUGGCCAUGAUGUGCUGGGAAACUGUGUAUGGGUAAAAUA
Molecule: messenger RNA, 3036 nt
Organism: Tinamus guttatus (white-throated tinamou)
Lineage: Eukaryota; Metazoa; Chordata; Aves; Tinamiformes; Tinamidae
Gene: ZNF839
Product: zinc finger protein 839
Source: RefSeq, a predicted model, not a curated record